CAAUUUUUAACAUAGAAAAAUUUGAGUGUUUUUCUAAAUAUAUAUAAAAAUCAAAAUUAAUACACAACAACAAUUCCGCAAACAACGAGGAAAACUUCCAAAUGACUGUGACCAGCACCCAUGUGACAAUGGAAGUACAAGUGAAAGCUCACCAGCCCGCCAACCACCAGGAUCCAAAUAAUAGCGCUCAAUUAACGGUCAGUGCAUCGCCCUCGUUCAUGAAAGAGCACAACAAACAUGUCCAACAGCCUGAUAAUGAAAUGGAAAAUAUAGUAAAAGCCGCUGGCGGCAAUACGACUGUACUUUUGGCAAAUAAAAACUUCCAUUUAGAAACCCCAUCAGAUAAAGGUGAAACUGAUAUAAAUCACGAAAGCGGCGCAGCAUUUGUGACUGGCCAGGAGGCUAUCAAUGUAUUGCAUGAACAACAUCUUCAUCAUCAGGUAACAUGGUUAAAUGAUGAUGAAAUUGAUACGCUCGAUUUGGCUACAUUGGACAUUGGUAACAUGUUUAAUCGUGUGGACAGUGCUGAGAUUAUAUAUCAACAAAAAAAGAAAAACAUUAAAAUGGUGGGUAAAUAUGUAAUGGGUGAUGUAUUGGGCGAAGGAUCAUACGGUAAAGUGAAAGAGGUUCUAGACUCGGAAAACCUAUGCCGACGUGCAGUAAAAAUUCUGACGAAACGAAAAUUAAGACGUAUUCCCAAUGGGGAACAAAAUGUACAACGAGAAAUUCUACUGCUUAAGCAAUUAAAGCACAAAAACGUCGUCGCUUUAUUAGAUGUAUUGUAUAACGAUGAGAAACAGAAAAUGUAUUUGAUUAUGGAAUACUGUGUGGGAGGAUUGCAGGAAAUGCUUGAUAGUGCUCCUCAGAAGAAAAUGCCCCUGUUUCAGGCACAUCGUUAUUUUCGUCAACUAAUAAACGGCCUCGAGUACCUGCACAGCAUGCGUGUUAUACACAAAGAUAUAAAACCAGGCAAUCUAUUACUAACGCUACAUGAAACGCUUAAAAUUUCUGAUUUUGGCGUAGCCGAACAGUUGGAACUAUUUGCAGCGAAUGACAUAUGUUUAACUGGGCAUGGGUCUCCCGCAUUUCAACCGCCUGAAAUUGCUAAUGGCUUCGAAGCAUUUUCGGGUUCCAAAGUUGAUAUAUGGAGUAGCGGUGUAACACUUUAUAAUCUGUGCACGGGCUUGUAUCCAUUUGAGGGAGACAAUAUUUACCGUUUAUUAGAAAAUAUUGGACGGGGACAAUGGCAGACACCUGAUUGGCUGUAUAAAUUAGAUGAACAUCUCGCUACAUUAAUACUGGGAAUGCUGCAAUUUGAUCCAGAUAAACGUUACACAAUACAACAGAUUAGACAAGAUUCCUGGUUUAUGUCGGCUCCGGAAGAAAAGGGCCCACCUAUACCCAUUCCACCAUUAAAAAAUGACAAAUAUCGUCGUUCCACAGUACUGCCUUAUUUGGAUGCUUACCAUUAUGAAGCUGAACGUGAUUUAGAAGAAGUCUACUUUACCGAACAUGAUUUAAAUCAGGAAUUAGCACGCAAAGCCGCAGCUGCCGCUGCUGAAAUUAAAGCUCAACAUCAGCAACAACACACCCUCACCGGUCCUUCCACAACAACAACUUUGCAACAACACACGGCAGCUUCAUGUUCGAAUUCAGCUUCUCAUCAUACCAAAGAGAAGAAGUCAUCGUCACUGAAAAGACGCGCCAAAAAAUUGACAUCAUGCAUUUCCGUACGUAAAUUAUCAAAUUGUCGACCUUCUUAGAUCUUAGAAGAUUAACCAUGACCAUCAUCAUCAUCAUUCAGUCAACCAAAACAAUAACAUUCAGUCUAUAUAUACAUACUUUUGUAAAUCUUUCUACUACUAUUAUUAUUGUUUUUACUCCAAGGAGUUUUAUUAAUCGCA
Glossina fuscipes is the source of this 1904-nucleotide messenger RNA. RefSeq names its product serine/threonine-protein kinase stk11 (gene Lkb1). Gene Ontology annotation, cellular component: cytoplasm. Gene Ontology annotation, molecular function: ATP binding; protein serine/threonine kinase activity; protein kinase activator activity. The coding region runs from base 102 to 1763 and encodes 553 amino acids. Gene Ontology annotation, biological process: glucose homeostasis; protein phosphorylation; establishment of cell polarity. The transcript is spliced from 5 exons. Lineage: Eukaryota; Metazoa; Arthropoda; Insecta; Diptera; Glossinidae. The record is from RefSeq and is a predicted model, not a curated record.